AAUUUCGGAUGAUCAGUGUUGUGUGAAUUUUGUGUGUGUGUUUUUUUAUUUUUUGUUUUGUUUGGUGUGUUUCAUUCAUUCAUUCAUUGAACUAAGAUAAUAUUUCUAACAAAUUCGUCCAAAAAAAAACACACACUCACAUUGAUUUCAUUUUAUUUUGUUCAUUGUAAAUUUUUAUAAUCUUGUGGCCAUUUUGUAUUCAGUGGUCAACCGAUCAAAUCUAUUCACCUCAUCAUCGAUUAUUAUCGAAAGAAAAAUUGUGAUUCUCAUCUCGUCUGUGUGAUCAAUAAAUUUCGUUCAUCUCUUUUUCAAAUAAAUAAUAAAUCAUGCGUUUUGCAGUGGCCUGCCUUUGUUUGGUAGCUGCCGCACACACUAGUCUCGCUUCCGGUGGUGGUGGCGGCGGUGGCUAUGGUGGUGGUGGCUCAAGCGGUGGUGGUGGUGGCUAUGGAGGUGGUGGUAUGAGUGGUGGCGGUGGUGGAUAUGGCGGUGGUGGCUCCGGUGGUGGAGGAUAUGGCGGAGGUGGCUCUAGCGGCGGUGGUGGUGGCUAUGGAGGUAUUUCGCAUCUUUCUAUGAUUUUUCUUCAAUUUUUUCUGAAAAUCUCAUCUGUUUAA
Molecule: messenger RNA, 611 nt
Organism: Dermatophagoides pteronyssinus (European house dust mite)
Lineage: Eukaryota; Metazoa; Arthropoda; Arachnida; Sarcoptiformes; Pyroglyphidae
Source: RefSeq, a predicted model, not a curated record